AUGGGAUGUAUAAAAUCCAAAAGAAAAGAGAAUCUUCAUGGAGAUGGGCUAGAUAUAAAGACCCAACCAGUACGUAAAACUGAAAGAACUAUUUAUGUGAGGGAUCCAACGUCCAAUAAACAUCAAAGGCCACCAAAAGCAGAUGCACUUUUACCAGGUCAGAGAUUCAUUACAGAAGAGGAGAAGGAUCUUCGGCCCAUUGUAGUAGCCUUAUACGCUUACGACGGUCUUCAUGAAGAUGAUUUGUCUUUCAAGAAAGGAGAGAAAAUGACAGUUCUUGAGGAGCAUGGAGAAUGGUGGAAAGCUAAAUCCCUCACGACCAAGAAGGAAGGGUUUAUCCCCAGCAACUAUGUUGCGAAGGUCAACACCUUAGAAACAGAAGAAUGGUUUUUUAAAGAUAUAACCAGGAAAGAUGCAGAAAGGCAACUUCUAGCACCAGGAAAUAGUCCUGGAGCUUUCCUUAUCAGAGAGAGUGAAACAUUAAAAGGUAGCUACUCUCUGUCCAUCAGGGACAUUGACAGUCAACACUGUGAUGUUGUCAAGCACUACAAAAUCAGAAGUCUAGACAAUGGAGGAUAUUACAUCUCCCCAAGAAUUACCUUUCCCUCCAUCAGUGACAUGAUCAAACAUUAUCAAAAGCAGGCAGAUGGUUUAUGUCGAAAGCUGGAGAAAACAUGCAUUAGUCCCAAGCCACAGAAACCAUGGGACAAAGAUGCCUGGGAGAUCCCUCGGGACUCAAUUAAAUUAGUCAAAAAGCUUGGAGCAGGUCAAUUUGGAGAAGUCUGGAUGGGGUACUACAAUAGCAAUACCAAAGUUGCAGUUAAAACUCUGAAGCCUGGUACUAUGUCUGCGCAAGCUUUCAUGGAAGAAGCCAAUCUAAUGAAAUCACUUCAGCAUGACAAGCUAGUUAGACUGUAUGCUGUAGUCACCAAAGAAGAACCUAUUUAUAUAAUAACAGAAUACAUGACAAAAGGUAGCUUGCUGGAUUUUCUAAAGAGUGCAGAGGGUGGAAAAGUACUGCUUCCAAAGCUUAUUGACUUCUCAGCUCAGAUUGCAGAGGGCAUGGCAUAUAUAGAAAGGAAAAACUACAUACAUCGGGAUUUGAGAGCAGCCAACGUUCUAGUUUCAGAAUCACUGAUGUGCAAAAUUGCUGAUUUUGGACUAGCCAGAGUAAUUGAAGAUAAUGAAUAUACAGCCAGGGAAGGUGCAAAAUUCCCUAUCAAAUGGACAGCACCAGAAGCCAUUAACUAUGGUUCAUUUACUAUUAAGUCUGAUGUGUGGUCCUUUGGAGUUCUUCUAUAUGAAAUCAUUACAUAUGGAAAAAUUCCUUACCCAGGCAUGAGUAAUUCUGAUGUAAUGGUAGCUCUUCAGCGGGGUUACCGUAUGCCACGCAUGGAUGCCUGCCCAACUGAGCUCUAUGACAUCAUGAAAACUUGCUGGAAAGAUAAAGCAGAAGAAAGACCAACAUUUGAAUAUUUACAGAGUGUGCUUGAUGACUUCUACACAGCUACAGAAGGACAAUACCAACAGCAGCCAUAAGAAAAAGACUCUCCUGUCCCUCAUCGACAAUCUUGGGAUACGAAAAUGAGGUUGGGGCAGUUACUUUGGAUAUAUUGGAACACCCUUAUCACUUGUGGUUCCUGAAACUAAA
Molecule: messenger RNA, 1651 nt
Organism: Euleptes europaea (tarantolino)
Lineage: Eukaryota; Metazoa; Chordata; Lepidosauria; Squamata; Sphaerodactylidae
Gene: LYN
Product: LYN proto-oncogene, Src family tyrosine kinase
Exons: 12
Coding region: 1-1539 (512 amino acids)
Biological process (GO): cell differentiation; cell surface receptor protein tyrosine kinase signaling pathway; protein phosphorylation
Cellular component (GO): extrinsic component of cytoplasmic side of plasma membrane
Molecular function (GO): non-membrane spanning protein tyrosine kinase activity; ATP binding; signaling receptor binding
Source: RefSeq, a predicted model, not a curated record